Solanum verrucosum is the source of this 2025-nucleotide messenger RNA. RefSeq lists its product as uncharacterized. The transcript is spliced from 2 exons. The coding region runs from base 1 to 2025 and encodes 674 amino acids. Lineage: Eukaryota; Viridiplantae; Streptophyta; Magnoliopsida; Solanales; Solanaceae. The record is from RefSeq and is a predicted model, not a curated record.
AUGAUAGAUUACAGGCAAGUGAACGAUAAAAAGGACCAAGAGAAGGCACUGAAACAACAACUAGAGAAAUGGAGUCUAAUUGAGGAGAGUGCCGUGAGACAAAAGUCAAGGGUGCAAUGGUUAAAUCUAGGAGAUGCAAACACAAGUUAUUUCUUUGCUUACAUGAAGAAUAGGCUGGCACAAAAUACUAUAACUAAUCUUACAACUGCUGCAGGUAUCAAUGUGUAUUCUCAAGAAGAAAUUGAAACGGACGCUAUUACAUUUUAUCAGGAACUGCUUGGUCAGAAUGCAUAUAGGUUGCCUAGUGUGGAUAAGCAAAUAAUGAAGGAAGAUGGGAAGUUGAAUAGAGAACAACAAUUGAAGUUAGAAGCUCCAGUUACAAAAGAGGAGGUGGAAUCUGCUUUGCAGGGAAUUAAUGAUCUAAAAGCACUAGGGAAGGAUGGACUCAAUGCUGUUUUUUUCAAGAAAGCUUGGCCAGUGGUAGGAGAGGAGGUAAUUAAUGCUAUCCUAGAAUUCUUUAAUACAGGGGAAAUGUACCAGGCAAUCAAUUGUACAAAUAUAACUUUCAUUCCUAAGGUGCAGAAUCCAACCAGAAUUAGUGAAUAUAGGCCUAUAUCAUGUUGCUCAACAUUAUACAAAAUCAUAGCUAAAGUCAUCACUGCAAGGUUAAAACCUGUUAUGGAAACACUAGUGGAUCCAAACCAGUCAGCUUUUGUACCAGGGAGGGCUUUGAAUGAUAAUGUGAUAUUGAGUCAUGAAUUGAUUAAAGGGUAUGGUAGACAAGGAAUUUCAAGGAGAUGUAUGGUGAAAGUAGAUAUGAGGAAAGCAUAUGAUUCCUUGGAAUGGUCAUUCUUGGAACAGAUUCUGGAGGAGCUUCAAAUGCCAGCCAAAGUCAUUCAAGGUGAUAUCAAAUCAGUGAAAUGUAUUAGAAAUUGUUUUAUGAUGUUCUCUAAAGCUUCAGGUCUGGUUGCAAAUGAAGAAAAGGGUAGUGUCUAUUUUGGAGGAGUUAAUAAACAACAACAAGAGGAGAUUCUGCAGGAGCUACAAUAUGUGAAAGGUGAACUACCUUUUAGGUACCUUGGAGUGCCCUUAAGUACUAAAAGGAUUUCCAUUGUACAACGUAAACCUUUUCUGGACAGGAUGUUAAGCAGGAUUACAAGUUGGACAACAAAGUUUCUAUCAUAUGCAGGUCGAGCUCAACUUAUCAAAAGUGUGUUGUAUGCAAUACAAAUGUUUUGGGCUCAGAUAUUUGCUCUUCCAAAGAAAGUGAUACAAACAGUGGAAAAUAUAUGCAGAAAAUUUUUAUGGACAGGAAGCAUUGAGACUUCAAAGAAAGCAUUAGUGGCAUGGGACAAGAUGUGUUGGCCAAAAGCAAGUGGAGGAUUGAAUUUCCUUGAUAUAUAUACAUGGAAUAAAGCAGCAGUUGGCAAGUUAUUGUGGAAUUUAUGCAAGAAAAAGGAUAAACUAUGGGUUAUAUGGAUACAUAGUUACUAUGGGAAAAAAGGUAUAUGGAAUAUCCAAGCUCAACAAGCUUCUUGGGUGGUACAGAAGAUAUUAAAGGCUGCAAAAUAUUUACAAGAGGUAGGAUUUACUGAGGAGGAUAUGAACAAUAUGAAACAGUACAACAUAAGUAAAGUGUAUUGGCAGAUGAGAGGUAUAAAGGAGAAGGUAGAAUGGAGAUCACUAAUGUGGACAAAUUUUGGUGCCCCUAAGUGGUUGUUCAUCAUGUAUUUGGCAGUGAAAAGAAGACUUGCAACCAAAGAUAGAUUGGCAAAGUGGGGAAUCAUUCAAGUACUAACCUGUCCCCUAUGCCAAUCAGUAGAUGAAGAUCAUGAUCACAUAUUUUUUCUAUGUGCAUAUGCAACAGAGGUGUGGAAGAGUAUACUACAUUGGCAGGGAAUAACAAGAAAUGCAAUGAACUGGACCAGUGAGAUAAAUUGGGCAGUGCACUACAUGAAAGGGAGAAGCAGCAAGUCCCUUGUGUAUAGAAUGGCAAUGCAAACACAAUUUAUCAUUUAUGGCUAG